Schistosoma turkestanicum is the source of this 2367-nucleotide messenger RNA. The record is from the annotation of a GenBank genome assembly. Lineage: Eukaryota; Metazoa; Platyhelminthes; Trematoda; Strigeidida; Schistosomatidae.
UUUUGAAUGAACUUUCAAGUUUUACAACUCUUCAUUUUUGAAUUGUUGCUAAUGUGUUAUUGAAUUUUAAUGUAUUGUCUACGAAUAUGGUCAGUAAUCAUACCUAUAGUUAUGAUUAUUGUGAGGCGCAAUGCAGGUUUUAGUGCAAAAAAUGUUGUAUUGAAUGGUGGUUAUGUCGGUUGUUUGUACCAAGAAGUGUGCUUAAGUGGAGAGAUAUGUCACGAUGAUUCGCUUUUCGGAAGAUGUGUUCUUGAUAAUGUUCAUGAGGAUCUACUUGGUUCCAAAUCCUUACAGAAAUCAAAAUUAAAAUCGCUUAUUCUGCUUAGUCAACCACAGAAUUAUGACUGGGCUGAUACGACUCUUCAGUGUGUUUUGAGAACAAUACUUUUUGAAUCUGAAUCUCCUUCAAUGUUUGUUGAUCCCAAAACAUUUUGUUUAUACCAGUAUGAUAUAGAGGAUAGUGAUAAUCUUAAUGGUCAAUUCCAUAAUCAAUAUAUAAAACGUGAUAUACGAAAAAAUCGCGCAUAUCCAAAUUUUAUGCUUAGCAAUCCAUUAAAAACUGUAGAAUCUUAUUAUAUUCCUGAAACUUUACAUGACGUUAUGAAUUAUGACAAUAAUAAUAACAAUAAUGAUGAUGAUCGAUGGAUUGAUAAUCCCAAUCGUAACGGAAUAAAUAGAGAAAUGAAAAACAAUGAAGAACAAUUAGAUCAGUUUAGUAAAAAAAUUCAGCAAGUACGGCGUUUUUCUGGAAAUUAUGACACUAAUGAGUAUAGAAAAUUUAAUGGAGAACAAGAACUAUCAAAUAGAUUGAUCGAUGAUUCAAACAAAGACGAUGGUGAUAUGGCUACCAAAUUAUAUCAAGACGAUUAUCUACUGUCAAGCAAUCCAUUAACUGAUGAAACAUUAUCUUCCGAAUUCCAAACACAACCACAAGACGAAACAAUCAUUCCAUCAAAAUCAGUCAGUAGAUUACAUGCACGAAAAUUCGGCUCUGGAUCAUAUAAACAGCUGGAACGUAGAUGGAUUUGGAUUAAAUUUUUAAAUGGACCAAUAACCAAUCAAGAGGCUCAAUCUAUUUUAUUGAAAAUAUCACAUGAUUCAAAGUUAACAUCACCGAUUUCAUUUUUCUUCCUUGAUAAAUCGAGACGUGUAUUGUACUUUCACGUUCCAUCUAGCGCUGGAGUAUCCGCUGAUGCUAUUGUUGAUGCGCUUAAUACAAAGAUGAACUCGAUAGAUGGUUAUCAAAUCGAAGAUGUUGGGUUCGGUCGUGGAACUGUGAAUACAGUAAAUACACAUUCCAAUAUAGAUACUCCAGCUGAAUCACCCCAACCAUCACUUCUGCAUCGUUCGGUAAAUGAUAAGAUUUUAACAGAAACUGGUCAAGUGAAAUGGGAAAAAUAUACAAUGACGAUAGUUCUAUGUUCGACCAUACUUAUUGCAGUUGUUAUACUCACUGGAAUUUACAUUGUUCAAAUCUGUCGGACAAAGCAUAAAUCUAAAAGUGAAUCAAAUGAAAAAUUAUCUUGUCAAUUAGAUGAUUCACCUCAAUUAGAAGAUACAAAACAUGCACAAAAUAAUAACCUCUUUGAAAGUCAACAAAGUAACGGUUCGUCAUGGUCAAGUGAACCAAUCCCAUGCAAUAUUGAUGUUCCAACUGGACAUUUAAUUUUAUCAUAUAUGGAAAAACAUUUACAAGAUAGAAUUCAACUAAAAGAUGAUUGGAAUUCAAUUGAUAAAUAUGUAUCUGAAGAAAAUGUUUUAUAUGAAGAAGGUAAAAAUCCAAUGAAUCGGUUUAAGAAUCGAGAAGGUGCACCAAUACCAUAUGAACAAUCUCGAGUUAAACUUCGAUCUGGUGAUAAUGAUUACAUUAAUGCCAGUUUACUGUAUGACACUAAUCCAAGAAAUCCUGUUUAUAUUGCUACAAUAACUCCGACAGUUAGUUCAGUUCCAGAUUUUUGGUUAAUGAUUUGGGAACAAGGUUGUGUUGUAAUUGUUUGCUUAGAACGUAAUGAUGAAUUAAAAAGAAUGGAUGAAAUUGAUCAGUUUGAAUUGAAUGAUGCUUCAGUGAAAUAUUGGCCUAGUGAAGGUAGUCAAGUAUAUGGUUCUUUUGAAGUAAGUCUCAUAAGAUUGAUAUUCAUUUUAUGCAUGAUAAUACAAUAUGAUGGAUGUGGACGAACAGGAGCAUAUAUUUUAUUAGAUUUAGCCUUAAAUCGAAUCAUCAAGGGUAUAAAAGAAAUUGACAUAGCUGCUUCACUGGAACAUUUAAGGGAUCAAAGACCUAAUAUGAUAAAAUCAUUGGAACAAUAUGAGUUCGUUCUUUCGUCAACUGCUGAGGAGGUGGAUGCAAUGCUCCAAACAAGCACAUGA